Molecule: messenger RNA, 1317 nt
Organism: Vespa mandarinia (Asian giant hornet)
Lineage: Eukaryota; Metazoa; Arthropoda; Insecta; Hymenoptera; Vespidae
Source: the annotation of a RefSeq genome assembly
AUGAUAAAAUUAAUUUUGAUAUUAUUUAUAAGUAUUAGGUUGAUAAAAUUUAAGAGUAUUAAAUUUAGUAAGUCAAUUAUUAUAUUUUGUGCAUCUAGGUAUAUAUUAACAAUAUUAUUAUAUUAUUCUAGGAAUAUAUGAAUUGGGGGGGGGUUAUUUUUUAUAGAUUAUUAUUCUUAUAUAUUAGUAAUUUUAAGUUUAUGAAUUAGAGGGUGUAUAUUAAUUAUUAAUAUAGCAGACUUAAUAGAAUUAAUAGUUUUAGGUUUAAUAAAUUUAUUAAUAUUAUGUUUUUUUUCUAUAAAUUUAAUAAUAUUUUAUUUAAUUUUUGAAGCUAGACUAUUACCGAUUUUUUUUUUAAUUUUAUAUGGAGGUUAUGCAUAUGAACGAUAUGAAGCUGCAAUAUAUAUAAUAAUAUAUACUGCUGUAUCUUCAGUCCCUUUUAUAUGGGUAUUAAUUAUAUUAUUUUUUGAGUAUAAAAGGUUAAUAAUUAUAAUAUUAAUUUUUUUAAAUUUAAAAUUAGAUAGAGUUAUAUUUUUUUUAUGUUUGAUAGGAUUUAUAGUUAAAUUACCAACAUUUCUUUUUCAUAUUUGAUUACCUAAGGCUCAUGUUGAGGCCCCAGUUUAUGGGUCUAUAAUUUUAGCUGGAGUUUUAUUAAAAUUAGGUAGAUAUGGGAUAUUGCGUAUGGUGCAAAUUUUUAGGUAUAAUACAAUUCAGUGAAGACAUAUAAUAAUUACUUUAGGAGUUAUUGGGGGUAUUUUAAUAAGAUUAUUAUGCUUAAUUCAAGUUGAUAUAAAGAUAUUAGUGGCUUAUUCAUCUAUUGUUCAUAUAAGACUUUUAAUUAGAGGGAUAGUUACAUUGACUAAGAUAGGGUUAAUUGGAGGUUUAAUAAUAAUAUUAGCCCAUGGAUUAUGCUCAUCUGGGUUAUUUUAUAUUGUAAAUAUUAAUUAUGAAUGUUUUGGAAGACGAUUAAUUUAUUUAAAUAAAGGUUCAAUAAGUAUUAAUCCUUCUUUGAGAUUAAUAUGAUUUUUAAUAUGUUCUUCUAAUUUAUCAGCCCCUGUUAGUUUAAAUUUAAUUAGAGAAAUUUUUUUAUUAAUAGGGUUAAUAAGGUGAAGAGUUAGAGUUAUAGGAAUAUUAAUAGUUAUAUGUUUUUUAAGAGCUACUUAUUCCUUGUAUUUAUUUAGAUUAAGGCAACAUGGAGAAAGGCUGGUUUUACAAAUGAAUUAUAAAAAUGUAUUUGUAAAAGAUUAUUUUAUAUUAAUUUUACACUGAAUUCCUUUAAAUUUUUUAUUUUUAAGAAUAGGAAUAUUUAUAAUAUAG